AUGACCUCGCUCUCCAUGCCGAUAGGCAUCAGCAUUCCCUCGCCGUCAGGAGGGAGGGAAAGAAGGAGAGAGGGAGGGAAAGGAGGAAACGAGGAAGGGAACGAAGGUGGGCUUCCUGGCCUUCGUCCUGUUGGUCACAAUAGGAACAAGGACACGCGGGAGGGUGACCCGGUGAAGGAACGGUCGGGCGGUGCCGUCCGAUUGGCCCGCUUGGAGUCCACGAACCUUCCCUCAUUGGAGUUCACUCCCACCGUGCGCCAUCUUGUGUGCGUCCUGGCCGCAACACUCAUCCGCGGAAUUUCCCUCUUUUUCGCCUCUGUCGAACGCCUCCGACGACAGCUAAAGUGUUUCCAGAUUUCAAGGGACAAGGUUUCAGCUGUUGAGAAACAGAUCAGUGAUGCUUUCAAUAACAAAAACAUCUUGCCCUUGAUGGAGGAGGUUCAAGACAGCUCAGAGAGUAUAGCUGACAUUCAGAACUAUUUGAAUGAUUUUGGCAAGGAUAUUCAGCCAAAAAAGAAGCAAAGAGGUGAGAUGCAAGAUGUGAAGAUCAGAGCUGUAUCUCAAGAUAGUGCAUCUGGACAAGAGACCACUACAUAUAUAGUGGAUCAGAAUGGACAAUAUAUCGCCCUGCCAUCGGGUCAGUGUUUAUGUCUUCAUGUGGCUGGUGUGGCAUUUCAUGUUGUCCUGCCACUUGUGGAUGAGGGGCAAGGCUCUGAUGAUGAGGAAGGGAAGACAGCUGAGAUUGUCAUUGGUGAUCCUCUUCCUUCCACUUCCUUUGUCACAGUACAGCCAUCCACUUCCUCUGAGAACCUGGAUGUUCAAGCAGAGACCAGUGAAGGAUCAGGAAAUCAGGACAACCAAGUACUUCUUGGAACUGGGAAUGACAACUACCAGACUGUGACCCUUGUUGCAAGUGAAGGGAACCCAAAUGAACUUAGCUAUGUCCUCAUAGUUCAGCAGCCUGAAGAAGGUGAAAGUGAAGGAAUGGAGGGUAAUCAGGACAUGACAGUGUAUGACUUCAAUGAGGGGGAAGAGAUGCCUGAGGAAGGGGAUGGUGCCACCUCUGAGGUUGAAGAUGACAAAAGCAAGGUCUUCAAACUCAUCCCAAAGAAGAGUCAGACUGUCACUCAGGCUCACAUGUGUAACUACUGCAACUACGUCAGCCCUAAACGGUACCUGUUGUCGAGACACAUGAAGUCGCAUUCUGAGGAACGACCCCACAAGUGCAGCGUGUGUGAGCGAGGCUUCAAGACUCUGGCCAGCCUCCAGAACCAUGUCAACACCCACACCGGUAUCAAGCCCCACCCUUGCAAGUAUUGUGAAGCAUCCUUCACAACCUCUGGGGAGUUGGUGAGACAUAUCCGGUAUCGUCACACAAUGGAAAAGCCCCACAAGUGCCCUACGUGUGACUACUCUAGCGUGGAACUUAGUAAACUGAAGCGGCACAUCAGGGCUCACACAGGCGAGCGACCCUAUCAAUGCCCUCAUUGUACGUAUGCCAGUCCUGAUACCUUCAAGCUGAAGAGACACCUCCGCAUUCACACGGGUGAAAAACCAUAUGAGUGUGAUGUCUGUCAUGCACGCUUCACGCAAUCAAACAGCCUCAAGGCCCAUCGUCUAAUCCAUACUGCUGGUGACAAGCCUGUGUUUCAGUGCGAGCUGUGCCCGGCCACCUGUGGCCGGAAGACAGAUCUUCGUAUCCAUGUCCAGAAGCUCCAUACUUCCGACAGACCUCUUAAGUGUAAACGCUGUGGCAAGAGCUUCCCUGAUCGGUACUCUUUCAAGCUGCACACCAAAACCCAUGAGGGUGAGAAGUGUUUCAAAUGUGAGCUGUGUCCAUAUGCAUCAGUUUCACAACGUCAUCUUGAGUCACAUAUGCUGGUGCACACAGACCAGAAACCAUUCCACUGUGACCGUUGUGGCCAGAACUUCAGGCAGAAGCAGCUGUUGAAGCGACACAUGAACCUGUACCACAAUCCCCAGUACAUACCACCUGCACCUAAGGAGAAGAGUCAUCAGUGCCCAGAGUGUAAACGCAUGUUCCGGCAUAAAGGGAACCUCAUCCGCCACAUGUCACUCCAUGAUCCAGAAUCCUCAGCCCAAGAAAAGGCUCUUGCCCUUCGUAUGGGCAGACAGAAGCGAAUUAUGGAGAGCAGUGGCAUGCAGCUGAGUGGAGAAGGCUUGGUUUCAGUGCAAGGUGGUGAUGGGCAACAGUAUGUUGUGCUGGAAGUGAUCCAGGUCCAGGAUAGUGAAGGGAACGAUCAGACAUUGGCUGUAGUUGCAGACAAGCCACUUGCUUCAGGUCAGAGUCAGCGAUCCGACACUCCUAUGGAUCAGGAAGAAGAAGAUGAAGAUGAAGACAAUGAGCAUGAGGAUCUCAUGAGUGGAGAGGAUUCUCUUGGAGACUCUCUCAUCUCAGGAGAUGUGUCAAGUCUGAGUGACAGCAUGAGUGAAGGCAUGGGGAAGCAGGAACGGCACCUGAGCAGUGCAGCUGUUGAGUCAAAUCUAGCUCUAAGGCGGGAAGAUCAGGACACUAAAAAGGACAUGGAAAACUGCUUUGGAUUUGAUGAGGAAGAAGAAGAUGAAGAUGAGGAUGAGGAUGAAGAUGCCUUAGGAGCUGGUGAAGAUCUCUAAGCCUGGCCUUUCAUUUGGCUGCCAGAAAUUAAAACCAAAAGUCCAUGAAAUAGCAUACAGAAGCAUUGACUUCUUCCAUGAAGAAAGAUUCCUCAUACGGUGGAACACUCGUACAUUAUUCGUGUUAUCUACCUUCUCCUUUCUGUUUCUCAUGAUGUGGUAUGUUUUGCUUGGUUAUAAAAUACCUGUAUCUUGUACUAA
Messenger RNA from Darwinula stevensoni, 2835 nucleotides. Lineage: Eukaryota; Metazoa; Arthropoda; Ostracoda; Podocopida; Darwinulidae. The record is from the annotation of a GenBank genome assembly.